AUCACGUGAUUUAUUGACGCAUCGAACAAGCCGCGAUAUUUCAGCCCAACGUAGGUUGGUACUUGAAGCAGUUGGAGCUACAAUUUGCUAACAAACUGUAGCAUUUUUACACACAUUUUGUGAUAACUUCCUGAACGUUUCUUGUUGGUUUUGUUUAUUCAAGAGAAGAAGAGCACAGCGGGGACUGCGUUUAUCCGCGCCCAGUUGUCGGGCACGUAUUUACUGAGAAGUUAUCCCGUGUUUAAUUAGCCAGCUUUGUGGUACGAAGUAGGUCACAGCUCCUUUUUGACUCCGGAUUUCUGUUUCUUCCGUCGCACCACAAAGGUUUGCAAUCAUAUAAACAAUGGUUUUGCUCAAACGUCUCCAUCCACCGACCGAGGGAGUACGACAUGAGCAAGCAGACACCACGGCGGUGAUGAACGGUCAGAGGCUGGGCUGCGGCACGCUAUACGUUGCCGAAACACGCUUGUCAUGGUUUGAUGGCUCAGGGAUGGGUUUCUGUCUGGAGUAUCCCACCAUCGGUCUGCAUGCCAUCUCCAGAGAUGUCAGCACUUACCCUCAGGAGCACCUGUAUGUCAUGGUCAAUGGCAAACUUAGUGAUGAGAAUGAGGCAGAAAUGGCAGAGAAAGCAGCUGAUGAUGAAGACCAUGAUGGUAGCAGCAGUGAUGAUGAUGAUGAUGAUGAGGGAGUGAUCACAGAGAUUCGAUUCGUGCCCAGUGAUAAGGCAUCAUUGGAAACCAUGUUCUCAGCAAUGUGUGAGUGCCAGGCGUUGCACCCGGAUCCAGAGGACGAGGACUCUGACAAUGACUUUGAAGGAGAGGAGUAUGAUGUGGAGGAAGCCGAGGCAGAGCACGGCCAUGCUGACAUCCCAACUUUCUACACCUGUGACGAGGGUCUGUCAGCGCUCACGCAGGAGGGCCAGGCCACGCUGGAGAGGCUGGAGGGAAUGUUAGCCGAAUCUGUCUCUCAGCAGUACCACAUGGCUGGAGUGAGGACAGAAGAAACAAAGGAUGAAUUUGAAGAUGGUAUGGAGGUGGAUGCUGAUGCAGUUGAGGCCGGUCAGUUUGAGGAUGCAGAUGUUGAGCACUAAUGGGAAGCAUCUCUGCAGCCAAGCAAAGCACAAGUGUUGCAUCACGGGACUGGAGAGAGGACAGCAGCACUUACUGAAGCCUGUCAGCUCUUAUCCAUACUCUCUACCCAUGUCAGUAAUUUUCUGUUCUCCUUUUUUAGAACUGUUUUUGCCAUGAGCUAAAAGUCAUCUCAGUGGUUGUUGCAGCUUCUCACAUCUGCUCAUGUGUUGUGUUGCAGCACACUGAUUGCAAUAUGUUGUUGUUGCUUUAUUUUCAAGCUGAUAUAAACAAACUGCUAUACUGCAUAUUUGUGAUGCAGCCAAGUGAACUAAUGUUAGUUAUUGAGAUGAAGCCCCACAUCCCUGGAUCCAGUUUUUGACUGUAUGACAAAACGCAUACUUUGUCUCUGUUUUGUACCUUGAGACCAAUUUAUUAAGAUUUUUCAGCAAAGGAGACUUGAUGUAUUUGUAUGAAAUAGUCAAUAAAUGAGUUUUUGUAUCUG
Messenger RNA from Melanotaenia boesemani (Boeseman's rainbowfish), 1572 nucleotides. It is a transcript of the gene clns1a, whose product is annotated as chloride channel, nucleotide-sensitive, 1A. Gene Ontology annotation, cellular component: spliceosomal complex; methylosome; cytosol. NCBI's taxonomy places the organism in Eukaryota, Metazoa, Chordata, Actinopteri, Atheriniformes, Melanotaeniidae. The transcript has 8 exons. The record is from RefSeq and is a predicted model, not a curated record. Gene Ontology annotation, biological process: mRNA cis splicing, via spliceosome; spliceosomal snRNP assembly; cell volume homeostasis. The coding region runs from base 344 to 1090 and encodes 248 amino acids.